This is a messenger RNA of Chara braunii, 1609 nucleotides long. NCBI's taxonomy places the organism in Eukaryota, Viridiplantae, Streptophyta, Charophyceae, Charales, Characeae. The record is from the annotation of a GenBank genome assembly.
ACCGAGUUCAGUCUUGCGGACAAGGUUACUCAAUCUUUGGUGGAAGCCUAUCGCGAGGACUAGUUUAUGUCUGAGAUCAUACGCAGACUUGAGGCGAAGGACAAAAAGACGUCCGCCGAGUUUGAGUUGGUUAAUGGCUUGCUGUUCCUUGAGAAGGCAGGGAAUAAACGAUUGUGUGUUCCCAAUAGCGAGUCUUUGCGUAGUUUGUUUCUAGGUGAGAGGCAUAAUGCCACUGGUCAUUUCGGGUAUAAGAAGACCGCAGCCAACUUGCUGCAGCGAUUCUGGUGGCCCACGAUGAUGCGAGAUGCACAGCUGUACGUGGAGACUUGUCAAGUCUGUCAACGGGACAAGCCCCGUACUCAGGCUCCUCUUGGGCUGCUCAAGCCCCUUCCGAUUCCAAAAAGGCCAGGUGAAAGCUUGUCCAUGGACUUCGUGGAUACGCUGGUCACCAGCAAGAGUGGGAUGAGGCAGAUCUUCGUCAUCGUGGACAGAUUUAGUAAGUAUGCUAGGUUAAUUGCCAUGCCGGAAACAGCGAAGACCGAGUAUGUAAUCAGGCUGUUCAAAGAGAACUGGGUGAGGGAUUUUGAAUUGCCCAAGUCUAUUGUAAGUGACAGGGAUGUCAGAUUUACAAGUGAGUUAUGGAAGGCCGCUGCAGCUGAACAGGGAACUCAACUGCAAAUGACCUCUGGAAACCAUCCAGAAGCAAACGGCCAGGCUGAACAGAUGAACCGCGUUGUUCAACACCUGUUGAGGCAUUACAUUACGCCCAACCAGGUGGACUGGGACGAGAAGCUUGCUCUUGUCGCCAGUCUGUAUAAUAACGUUGUACACAGCGCUACCGGGGUAAGUCUUAACAGUCUACAUCUUACGUUUAGUCCUAAACUGUCUUUAGACUUCCUACUUCCUAAUAUCCAGCCAACUGUUGCACUGGGCACUUUGGAGUUCGCUUAUCGUUACGAACAGAAAAUGCAGGAGGCUGUAGAGCACAUGCAGAAAGCGCAGGCAGCAAUGAUAGAAUCUGAGAAUAAACACCGCCGCCCUUCUACAUUUCAGGUUGGGGACCGAGUCUGGGUCAAGUCUUCAGAACUGGGACAGGAGUUCGGGAUAUCCCGCAAACUCAUGCCUCUGUACUUUGGACCUUGGGAAGUUUUAGACAUAGUAGGGACAGAUCCUGAUGGUCCAUCUUAUGUCAUCCGUAUCCCUGGUCAUCUCAGAACUCACCCUGUCUUUCACGCCUCCAAGCUCGCUGCAUCCAAGGAAACUGAUCAGUUUCCCUCUCGUCGUUUGAUGUUGCCCCCAACCAUGGGGAGAGGUCGACAUUGACGAUAUCGUCGACCACAGAGAAAUGCCUGUGCAAAAGCCUCCAGGAAGGGGACGUCCUCCAAAGCCAAAGCUGCAGUUCCGUGUCCACUUCAAACAUCAUACAGAUCCGAAGGAGGACCGCUGGUUUACUCGGGAGGAAUUGAUGCAGACCACUCCUCAAACCGUUGCCCGCUAUGAGAGGGAUGUAUUGAAAGGAAAGCGCCAGAUGGCGGCAGAUUGAUCUUCUCAGAGAACUAACGAAGAUAUGGAGGAGGGAAUGCGAGGCUACGCCCGCUUAGCCCCUACG